Messenger RNA from Trichomonas vaginalis G3, 585 nucleotides. RefSeq lists its product as uncharacterized. The coding region runs from base 1 to 585 and encodes 194 amino acids. Lineage: Eukaryota; Parabasalia; Trichomonadida; Trichomonadidae. The transcript has a single exon. The record is from RefSeq and is a predicted model, not a curated record.
AUGAAACUUAUAGUUUGCAAUGAACUUCAAAGUAUAGAUACAACAAAAGUUUUGAACUCAGAUGCUUUGAAGAGUCUUAUAACAGACAAAGUUGGAGUUGUUGAAAGAAAGUAUAAAGACCAAAGAGUUUGUGAAAAUGUUGCAAACUUCAUUAUGGUUUCAAACAAUGCUGUUCCGAUGAAGUUAGAAAGUUCUGACAGAAGAUAUGUAGUUGUCAGAACGUCAGAUUCUCAUAUGCAAGAUACAGAAUAUUUUGACGACUUAGCAGAAACUUUGACAUCUGACUUUUACAACCACUUGUUCUCAUAUUUCAUGACAUUAGAUAUUUCUAAGUUCAAUCCAAGACAAAUUCCACAUACCGAAGAGAGACAAACAUUGUUAGAAGCAAACAAGAGUGUAUAUGAACUGUUCAUAGAUGAAACUGACUUUGAGUGUUUAGAUGAAAAGUCUUUAUAUGAUGAAUAUAAACAAUAUUGUCAAGAAUAUGGUUAUAUGGCAGCUUCUAAACGAACAUUCUUGGCAAAUGUCAAAAGUCUUUUAGAUGUUCAGAAUGGUGUAUAUACAAAGAAAAAUUUUUCUGAGUAA